Molecule: messenger RNA, 801 nt
Organism: Oikopleura dioica
Lineage: Eukaryota; Metazoa; Chordata; Appendicularia; Copelata; Oikopleuridae
Source: the annotation of a GenBank genome assembly
AUGGUUCAGUCGAAGCUGGCACGACCCAUGUUGGGUCUCCGAACUUUCGCCACCUCUGCGAAGGUCGCCCGAGCCGCUGUCCUCCCUCUGACCGAGUCUCCUUUCGCUCGACCCGAAGUCGUCGACAUCGCCACUUACAAGUACCCCGGCGAGCCCAACUACCCCGGUAUGGGUCCUAAAGCUAUUCCCGAGCAGUGGGAGACCGACGAGCGAACCGUCCACUACAUGAUCCCCAAGACCUUCGUCGACAACCUCAUUGCCCCCAAGAUGGGCUCCACUGGUCUUUACACCCUUGGCUUCGGCUCCGUUUUGUACCUUCUCAGCCGAGAAAUCAUCCCCAUGCACGCCGAGACCGCCUCCUUCGUCUCUUUCAUGAUCGCCGUCACUUACUACAACAUCCUCGUCGGUGACACCAUCCGAGAGACUUUCGAGAAGGAGUACACUGCUGAGUACGACAAGUUCUACGCUUGCAAAGAGCACGACAUCGCCGCGUACACCGAGAUUGUCUCCAAGUACAAGGAUGCCCAGGAGCAGGCCCAGGGUCAGGCUAUCUACAACGAGCAGAAGCUGACCAACUUGUCCCUCAUGCUCGAGACCGAGUACCUCAACCGACAGAACGAGCUUGUUGACUCCGUGACCAAGAAGCUCAACUACCAGGUUGCCGUCCAGAACGCUCUCGAAGAUCAGGAAGCCCAGCAUAUGAUCAACUGGAUCGAAGACAAAGUCAACGAAGAGAUCUCGAACUUGGACCAGGACGAGAUGAUCCGAGUUUGCGUCGCUAACCUCAAGAAGCAGGCUUAA